AUGGCCCUCACUCGCUGCCCACUCCCCCAAAAGCUCAAGCCGACGGAGGCGCACGGCCGUCGCCCACUCGCUGCCGCUGGACGCGGACUCGCCCACAGGCACAGGAACCAAAAACCUCUCACCCCAAACCCUAAGUUCGAACAUCAGAACACAAAAAAAACAAAUCCCAUCGGCACCCCUCAGAUCCACUCGUUGUUCCCUUUCCCGGCGCUCAAACUUGAGGAAUUACAUGUGGGCGUCUCAGCUGUCCUGUUAGUCUGCACCUUUCUCCCAGGAGGCAUCUUGUAUUUGGAGCAGAACUCGUCACCCAGCACUAGGAAGGAAGAGUGGUCGGCUGGGAGAGGGUGUGGUGGCGGCUGGAGCAGGAUGGUGGAGCUGACUUCAGCAUGGAACAAGGGCUGCGGCGAAGGUGGAGGGGGAGUGGUGGCGCAGGCACUGGAAAGGGGAGAGGGUGGCGGCUGGAGGCGCAAGGGAAAGGGGAAGGAUGAAAUCAGACUGGGAUGUCCAGGGUUCCACUUCUUGUAUAGGAAGUUUACUAUAAUAACCUUGAUUUAA
Messenger RNA from Miscanthus lutarioriparius, 555 nucleotides. Lineage: Eukaryota; Viridiplantae; Streptophyta; Magnoliopsida; Poales; Poaceae. The record is from the annotation of a GenBank genome assembly.